UGGUCUUAUGCCCUGAAGUAUCGAAAUAGGAGCAUAUAUGGGUAGGUAUUAGAUGUGGGCUGUGUCCAGCCAAAGAUGCUCGGAACCGUUUACUCGAGCUUCGCCGGUUACCAGUCAGAGUUGGGCUCACAUUUAGCUUCAACGUCUACAGGAUAGCCCCGACCUAUUAGUACCAUCACUUCUGCAAGACUUCGAGAUGGUUCUGCAAUCGCUCAGCACAGCCCUCUUCCCCCUAGUCCUCCUCUCGGGGGUCUCUCUAGGACUGGCAGGACCACCCAGACAUAAGCAUGAAAUCCGGGACGUCCCCAGCGCCCUAACCAGCACUCAAACCGAGGACGAAACCACACAAUACUACUACUUCACCGAGUCAUACACCUCGCUCCCACCAUUCUGGCCACCACGACCAACACCACACAGCAGUGACAGCACAACGUCUACAACAACGACAUCAUCACCAGAAUACCCUUACUACUCAGAUUCCGACACCACCACGUCCUCCUCGAACUUCACCACACCCACUACCACCUGGAACUUCACCACUCCCUACACCACCACCUGGACCAGCUACUCCGACACCUGGGGCGACCAUAACACCUACCCAACGCCCAGCAGUGCAGCCACAGAUGAUGAAACCACGACCAUCUCCGUAAUCAAGACCCUCACUUCCUUUACCACCACCGUGGUGUCCAAGACCGUCAACAAGCCAUCGUCUACAAAGCCAUCCAGAACAUCAUCAUCCAAGUCGUUCACAUUCAAGACGACACCGUUUGCAAACUUGACGACGUUUACCUCCCCUAAAUGGACGACUGUUCCCGUUGCCUCGCUGACGGGUACUCCUUUCUGUUCGAAUGCGGCGGACCCGGAUAGUGGGGUGGGAAAUCAUUGCGUGUGUGGGAAUGGGGAGACUGUGGGGGUGAUUCCGUUUAGUAGGGGGGGUAAUGCUAGUGAUUAUCAGCCUUGUGCUUAUACUACUGUUGGGUAG
Neurospora tetraspora is the source of this 982-nucleotide messenger RNA. RefSeq lists its product as uncharacterized. The record is from RefSeq and is a predicted model, not a curated record. The coding region runs from base 197 to 982 and encodes 261 amino acids. Lineage: Eukaryota; Fungi; Ascomycota; Sordariomycetes; Sordariales; Sordariaceae. The transcript has a single exon.